AUGUCGACCAUCAUGGAAAAGGCGCGUUCAGCUCGCCUCAAGAGACCUCGAGUCGACUCUACAAGUUUGGUAUCUGAAACUACCGCUGCAGGUGUUGUCGGCGAGGCAGGGAAUGUGCUUUCCCGGGACGCUGUGUCAGGCGCCAAUGAUCGACUGGAAAAGGAGGAAAGACUUGGAGGAGUGCCCUGUUCGAACGUUAGCAUGCCGCAUCCAAGCGUUACUCGGGGAAAGGUUUGGUUUCGCGAUGGGAAUGUGGUUCUUCAGAUCGAAAAUGUCCAAUUCAGGGUUCACAUUGGAGUUAUUGAGCGGCAUUCAAUCGUUUUGAAGGAAAAGCUCGCGAAUCUUUCUGCCAGUGGCGAGGAUACCGGUCCAGUUGUUUGCCUGGAUGAUUCCGCGAAGGAUUGGGAAGAGCUACUUUUGUAUAUCUACGAUGGUGCCGUCAAUCGAAAAGCCGACGAGAAUCUCUUGUUUCCAAUCAUCGCCGCUAUGCUCAGGUUAGGCCACAAAUACAAAAUCACUGCUCUCAGAGAUGAAGGAUUGGCGAGGAUUAAACGGGCCUUCCCAUCCUCGCUCGAGUUGUUCUGCAAAACCGACGGCAGGACGAGAAACUGUUUCUACCUUCCGUAUGAUGGUCAGUUUGCCGACGUUAUGAAGGUGAUGGUGGAGUUGGGUCUGAAGAAGUGUUUGCCUGCCAUGUACUACGCGGCCGUCUGCGACUAUCCGACAUACUUGACUAUACUCGACCAGAAUGCCGAUCUCCCUCUGGCGAUCGUUCAGACGUUGGCGCUCGGUCAUGCAAGGGUCUAUCAGGGUAUGAUGACCCAUGUAUUCAGCCACCUUAUUCAGGGAGUACCAGUCCAAGGAUGCGAGCGCAGAGGUGCCAGUGGAAGUAACACACCCGAGUUGAACGCCAUCUGUAAGGCGCGUUGCUCUGCCCUGCUGGAGAAUUUAGUUGGGCCACCGCUUCGGCUCGACAGGGUGUUGUAUCCUUGGGACCAUGAGACUUGGUACCAUACAAACUUGUGUGGUGCCUGUGCUCGUUUCUGCGUAUCUGCUUUUACGGCUGGUCGACUUAGGUUUUGGGAAGCUUUGCCGAGUUAUUUUGGGCUCCCUGCUUGGAAUGAGUUGAAGGAUUUCGUAAGGGAAUAA
This is a messenger RNA of Coprinopsis cinerea okayama7#130, 1149 nucleotides long. RefSeq lists its product as hypothetical. The record is from RefSeq and is a predicted model, not a curated record. NCBI's taxonomy places the organism in Eukaryota, Fungi, Basidiomycota, Agaricomycetes, Agaricales, Psathyrellaceae. Gene Ontology annotation, molecular function: protein binding. Bases 1 to 1149 code for a protein of 382 amino acids. The transcript has 4 exons.